Galendromus occidentalis (western predatory mite) is the source of this 5166-nucleotide messenger RNA. RefSeq lists its product as uncharacterized. Gene Ontology annotation, molecular function: RNA uridylyltransferase activity; zinc ion binding; nucleic acid binding. The record is from RefSeq and is a predicted model, not a curated record. The transcript is spliced from 10 exons. NCBI's taxonomy places the organism in Eukaryota, Metazoa, Arthropoda, Arachnida, Mesostigmata, Phytoseiidae. Bases 1 to 5166 code for a protein of 1721 amino acids.
AUGGAUCAGCGGAGAAGGUUUACGCCAGGUAGCUCUGGCCGUCCCCAUCAGAAUGAUACGCGGCCCCAGGACGCUCCGGACAACAUGUACAACCCGGGCGGACCAUCCAGAAUUCUGGGUCGGCCGAGCGGAUCGGGGAACUUCCGGAACGGAGAUCGCUCGCAAGCGCCAACGGAUCCCCGCCCGCAUGUCGACGGGACCGUCAAGGAGAAGAAGGCACAGCUCGUGGAGAACCGUAUUUUCUCCCUGGAUCGACCUUCACCGAUGUUCCCGAACGCUAAAUGGUUCUGUCGGUUGUGCCAUCAGCAUUUCAACCAGAUGGUCUCCGCUGUGGAGCAUUGCUCCAUGAAGAUCCAUGCACGAAAAAAAGCCGCUUUGGAUUUGCGGAAAGUGGUGUUCGCGAUGCCGAGGGCGGUUGGAGAUAAUCACAAGCUCGCGCUGGAAGAAGAACUGAUGAAUGUUUACAACUCCCAGAGGAUGACGGAGGCGAACCUCGAGGUUCGCGAGGCAAUUCUGGAAGAGAUCUCGAAUUACCUACGGGAGAAUCUGACCGAGUCGAAUUUGAAGGUCGACGAGAAAUACCUCGAGUUCAAGCUGCUACUACUAGGAAGCUCCCUCAGUAAACUCGGACUGUCGACCUCCGACAUCAACAUGGACUUCCACCUCUGCAAUAGUGGGCCCCCAAACAUCCAGGCGAAAAUUUAUUUCGAAGUGCUGAAGAUCCUAGAAGAAUGGUCUGCUCUGAUAGAUUUCGACGCUCAGCUGAACGCGGCCAUACCGAUGGUGAAGGCUUUCCACAGAUCAUCGAAUUUCGCGGUGGAAAUUGUUUUCGGCGGAGUUGCUUCGCUGAAAACGAACCGCCUCCUACAAGACUACGGCUCGCUCGACGAGAGAGUGGCGCCUCUGGCCGUGAAUUUCCGCUAUUGGGCGAAACAGUGUUCUCUCGACGAUUCUCACAUAGGUUUUCUACCCGCACACUCUUUCGCGAUCAUGACCGUCUACUAUUUGCAACAGAUAUCCCCCCCAGUUUUACCGUGUAUUCACGACUCUAUGAAAGACACAGAAGAUGACGAUUACAAGAAACCCGAACAGCAGAACGACUGGAAAUCCGAGAACAACAUGAGCAUCGCUGAAUUGUGGCUUGGCAUGUUGCGUUUCUACGCGGCGGAAUUUCCCGUGAGAAAGUUGUGCAUCUCGAUCCGGAGCCGGAAGAAGACAACUCUAGCUACACGCCAAUGGCCUUCGAGAUUCAUCGGAAUCGAGGAUCCGUACAGCAAGAAGAAAUCCCUAGCCAAAUGCAUAGUGAGCGAGCAAGUGAUGCCUUACCUGUUGAUGUGUCUCCGCGCCUCGUACAUAUAUUUCGCUGUGCCGCGCACCGGCGAAAGACCUCUCUUCGAUCUUUCGUCUCAUCUGAAUCUCAACGAGAUCGAGGACCCUGAAGGAGACGACAUCGAAGACGGGCUCGCCGCGGAUGAGGAGGUACCGGAAGCAGAAGACGAUCAGGACCAGGUCGACGAGGAUCAGGAGGCGGCCCCUGAAGCCGAGUCGGCCGACGUCGAGGAGCUCAAGGACCUCCGAGGUUGGAAUCAAAGCUGGCCGCCCGCGGUGCAGACUCAAAUUAGUGAAUGCGAAAAUUUAAAGUUCUCAAUGGAAAACGUCGAAGCACUGACAGGGAAAACGAGUGCUCCGGUCGUGUGCAUUCUGUGCCGGCAAGCCGGUCAUCGCUCCAACAACUGUCCGGAAGCCAAGUUACCGGAAGCCGUGCCCGUCGACGGUUCGGCUUUCGCCGAUGCGUUCGGACAUCACGCCGAGCUGUGUCAGUAUAUCUUCGAGAACUUCCGACCGACGAUCUCGGAACGCGAACUGAGCGCUCGGGUCGAAAUCGUCCAGAACAUAGAGAGCUUCAUACAGAAAACGAUGCCCGAAGCGUACCUGACGCUUUUCGGCUCAUCGAGGAAUGGUUUCUCGCUAGAGAAGGCGGAUCUGGAUAUUUGUCUCAAGUACAAAAACAAAGAAGAUAUCGACCCGAGCAUGGAUGUCAAAGACAUCAUCAAGAGAAUCAGCAAAAUUCUCGAGAAGCAUCCAGACAUCAGCGACGUUCAGGCCAUUGCGUCGGCGAAAGUCCCGAUCGUGAAAUUCCACCACGACCCCUUCGGCGUCGACGGAGACAUAUCACUGUACAAUGUUUUGGCCGUACACAACACUGCCAUGUUGAAAGCGUACAGCAUGAUCGACGAGCGUGUCGUGCGUCUCGGUGCUGCCUUCAAACAAUACGUGAAACUCUGCCAUAUGGGCGACGCGUCGAGGGGCAGCCUGAGCAGCUACGCGUAUAUUGUGAUGCUCAUCCACUACCUGCAGGUGGAGAAUGUGGUCCCGGUACUGCAGUCGAUACCGCCGAUCGGCCAUCCGGCGGGAGAAGAGCUGCCCAAGGUCAUGAUCGCCGGCUGGAACGCUUUUUAUUUCAAGGACAUCGAGAAGCUCAGCGAGGUCUGGCCUGAGUAUGGAAGCAACCGAAAAACCGUCGGUCAGCUUUGGCUUGGUCUUAUCGAUUACUAUGCGACGAAAUUCCGCUUCGAUCACUUCGUCGUGAGCAUCAGGCAACUAGAGCCGCUCACUCGACUUGAGAAAAUGUGGACGAACAAACCAUUGUGCAUCGAGGACCCAUUCGAGCUCGAUCAUAAUUUGGGGACCGGAAUCUCAGCAAAAAUGGCGAGAUACAUUUUCUCCGCGCUGAUAACCUCGAGGAACUGGUUUUUGCGGAGUCCGGAGAAGGUGUUUUCCAAUUCGGCGGCGACGUACAAACAUUUCAUGGAUGUCCGGGAGUUAGCAGUCGGCAAACCACCCAAAGAUCGGGGAUGCAAAAGAUGCGGGAAGAUUGGUCAUUGGAUGAAAGCGUGCCCACUGAAGCACGGCGAAGCACCAGGUGAGCUCGAACGGAAUAGAAGAUCGAAUCGACGCGUUUGUCAUUCUUGCGGGCAACCCGGUCAUAUCGUCAAGGAGUGCCCGACGAGGCUCAAACAAAUCAGAAGUCAGAGAGAACGCCCCAUGCAGCAUCAUCAACAGCAGCCUCUCAUGCAGGACAAUCGGUUCCACAGCCAAGCAUUCCCGAAGCCCAAUCAUCCUCAUAUCGCUCCGGACGACAUGAAUAAUUUAGCUGGGAACAGUCGCGCGCCUAGAGUGGACGGAGGUCUUGCCCUCGCACCUGAAGAGAAAACAGGAUCGGAUGGGGAAACGAAACCCUUCACGUUCCAAUUCACUAUCCCGGAGGAGGUGAGAGAAGGUGCGAAUUCCGCCGAGAAUUCUUUCGCUGCACGAGACGGCGGGGAAGUUCCAGACGGUAAUGCGUCGAAAACUGAGCCUCCGAAUGCGGGACAGAGUAAAAAGUCGAAAAAGACUCGCCUCUCCCGUAGAAAACGCCGAGCUGGAGAGACCCAAGGCUCUACCCCAGGUCCUCUGGAGACCACAGCCCAGAGCUCGAGUGAGAGCGCACAUUUCGCCUUAGCCGAGGGGCAGGUUGCGAUUCCGGGCAAACCGCCUGCGACUGUAGCUGAAGAGGCGCUCUCUUCCCGGACGAGUGAUCCCGUAGAGGUUUCCGAAGACGCGAAACCAGUAUUGCGAGAACCAACGGCCGAACCAGCAUCUCAGUGUCAAGUUCAAGAAGCAACUGCUCAGGAGGAUCGCGAUGAAGCAGGGGACCCUCCGCGAGUUCUCAGAAACGCCACGAAUCUCGACACAGUCGAUUCGAUUGGUGUCGACGUGUCCGAUGGGCCCGGGCGGAAAGACGACGGACCCGGAAGCAACAGAACAGAAUCGGAGGUCACGGAGGAGCCACAAGAGCAGGGCACUGGGGGCUCCGAGGGGCAUGAGAGGGAAUGCUCGCGAUCGCCCUCCGUCACCGAAACGGGAGUUCCCGGACGCAUGCCUGGGCCUGGGAAAGAUGCUCGGAAAGCGGAAGUGGAAUCGGAGGCGGAGCAAACCAGAAAGAGUCCUCAGAAAUCUCGCCGAGCGCAGCAUUCCACGGAAGCUCCCGCGACGUCCGACGACAAUCGUCUCGGGACACACUCCCGAACAGACAGAGCGAAAUCCAAGGUCGAAACGGUCGCAGAGGUGGAGUCCAGCCAGGCGGCUCGGGGUGCCGAUGCCAAGGAAGAUGAUGGAGCACAGGCCGAAGAGCUCGAGCGUCCAAAUGACGGAGAAGAAGCUCAAGCCGAUUGUGAUAAUGUCACCGUCCGGCGAUCGCGAAAAGCGAUGAAAAGAGCCAAGAACAAAGCUUCGAAGAGAUCGCAGAAGAAACGUGAGCUACUUGCCGCUUCGAGUCUCAGCGAUAAGAAGGAGGGGCAAGACGAAGGAGGUUCUGACUCGCCUCCUUCGGAACCGGAUUCACCCGAUGAGGCUAUGCUGCGCAUCAUGGCUCAUCUCGAGAGAUCAUUCAGGUCUUUUUCCGGCCAGCAGCCGCAGCAACUCUCUCCGACCCACCUUCAGUUCCAACAACAGCAAUUCCAGCUGCAGCAGCAACAACAACACCUGCAUCAACAGCAGCAAUAUAAUUUCUCUCACCCAAUGCAUCAACACCCGCUGCACCUGCAGCAAUCAACACAAAUGCAACAACCGAUACAGGCUCAAAUGCACCAGCCGUCGCCGGGACAGAUUCAGCAACCGCUGCAGUCACCGCAUCCCAUGGCUGAGAACUUCAACCACGGUGGUCCCUCCCCGUGGCAGAAUGUGCAACGUCCACACGGUUUCCCGGCUCCGGAGAUGACCUCAUCGACCUCGCCACCGAUCGAGUACGAGAACCGAAUCGGACCCCACCAGAUCCCACCCGGUUUCCUGGGUCGUCAACAACAGCCCGCGAUGCCGUUCCCAUCGAUGUCGUCAAUGUUCGGGGUUCCGCAGCCAAGCCAAAGUCGUGUCUCGUAUUUGUCAGACUUGGAGCAGUCCUGGGAAAACCAGAUGGCUUCGAACAACGAUCACGGUUUCAACCGACUUCCUCCUCAACGAGCUCCGCCUCCAGGAUACGGAAAUUUGAUGCCUAUGAACGAUUUCCACCAAGAAAAACUUCCGUCCGCAACUCCUCCCUAUCAGAUGCCGAAUCAAGCUACAAUGGAGUCGGCUUCGCGUUCCCAGAUGACUUGGGGUCCGCCCGAAAACAACUUCGUGAAUCAUUAA